Messenger RNA from Lactuca saligna, 417 nucleotides. NCBI's taxonomy places the organism in Eukaryota, Viridiplantae, Streptophyta, Magnoliopsida, Asterales, Asteraceae. The record is from the annotation of a GenBank genome assembly.
AUGCCUUCGGCUUUCAAGAAGGUUGAUUCCAUAUGGUGUGAGGUGUUAUUUAUCGUUGACGAUGAAGAUGAGCCUGUAGCUAUAUGGAGAAUUUUUAUCAAGACAAAAAGAAUGGACAAAGUUAAUGGUUGUAUAAAUAUGGAUGUUGAUGGUAUCAAAUUCCAGGUUAAUAUCAUAGAGGUGGCUAAUUGGCUACCACCUAUCUCUCAUGUUAAUCAAAAUGAAGGGGAUGAAAGUGAUAUCAUAGAGGUGGCUAAUUGGCUACCACCUAUCUCUCAUGUUAAUCAAAAGGAAGGAGAUGAAAGUGAUGUUACUUCAUAUUCAGAUAAUUCAUCUGAAGUUGAUACAGAGGAUAGAGAGUUUAAAAAACCGAGUAUUUCUCUGAAGUUGACAAAGCUCAUUCUCAACCUGGCUUGA